CCUAGCCUUGUGGAAUCCCACCGCCGUUGUGGAAGAAAAGUAUUAAUUAUGCAUGGCGUGCUGAGAUGGUAAGACAGGACCUGGCUGGUAGGAUGGGGAGGGAAGAGGGAUGUUGCUGUGUAUUUCCUCUGGAGUUUUACACUUGAAAUACUAGACGGGAACGACCAGUGCGUGUCGGUUCUCUACUCUGACUGUCGAUGUACGCUCGCUAAGCGUCUUGCUCGCGUAGUGACUACCAUCCUUCACGUUUGUAACAGAUCGAUAAAAUUGACAUGCUUGUUCUGAUUAAAUUUCUGCUUCGGGAACUAAGUUGGACGAAGGAAGAAGAAAACCUGUUUUUACAGCUUGGGAGAGAGUAGCUGAUCAUUAUCACGCUGCUGGUGGAGUCGGAAUGUUGGAGUCAGAGACGCCGCCCUAGCAAACCCGACCGUCCCCCCUCCCCCUUCACCUGUAGGUGGUCAGCUGGACACUAGAGCGGUCGCGUGACCCGCCCGGUCAGGACGUGGCCCAUGGAGCUAGCGAGGAUUGCACGUGCAGCUUGAUGAACCGAGGGCAGUGUGUGGCUCGCUGAUCGUCCCGCGCCAAUGGGUUGAGGCGGACAAGAGGGCAAGGUUGUUGGCUGAUGAUGCAAACAGUGAUCACCUGGAGACGGCCGAUGGAUGCCAGUAUCUACCCCCCGACGGGCAAUCCCUGCACGUACCUGCUGGGCAACGCGCUGUGCUACAUCAUCUCGGGGAUGAUGCUGUUGGUGGUGGGUGUUAUCAUAACGUCACUGACGUUCCAGAAUCUGGAGGAUUACCAAGAUGAGAACAAAGAACGGUACGCGGGACCUGUGUUGAUCGGGGCUGGGAUACUUGUGAUAGCUCGCGGGGCGUUCAGCCGUCUGCGACCUCAUCGGUCGGACCUGGCUCGGAGACGCUCGCUACUCAGGCGUUACGUCAGGGAGGUGUACAGUCGCCCCAUCUUGGCAUUUCGUAACAGCUCCUCCCUGAGUCUGUGUGACAUCCAAGUGACCGACCUCCACGACUGUCCCAGAACACGACUGUACAGCGAUGAACCGCCGCCGUAUGAUAUCGUCACCAGUGACGAGUAUUUAGCUCGCCAUUGCCAGGCGCAGACUAACCUGGGCAACCAGGUAGAAGACAGCAGCUGCACCGGAAGUGAUACAUCUACUCUCGAACCUCCACCAACGUAUGCAGAAUUCAUGAGAUCGGAGGAGAUGAGGACUACUCGGUUGUAACACUGAUUGUUGGAAAUACCUUGACAAAGGUGUAUGCUCUGUUUGGGUCAGUUUGACCGGCUACCAUGUGGGGAUGUACCCGUGCGUCAUGUUCGAAGUCGAGGCAUGAUAAGGUGGUGAUGUGUGUGAGGUUCUGGGACAAGAGCAAGUGGGUAGGUCCAUUGAUAUCACCUGAACUGUGCGCGAUGGAAUCGCGGAGUCGCUGAUGGAUUUCGGAGCUCUGAUAAGAGUAUGGAAUAAACGUGUUGCUUCCGAUUGACGUUAGACGGGGAUUAAGCGGCUGUGAUUGUCGAUCUUAACGGUCGUGCAGUCAGUGGCUGUGUCCAUUGUAUGACGCAGGUCACAUGAACUCCACGCCCCUCCGAUCCCAAAUCACAUGAUCGAGGGACUUAAGCGCACAUUGUCGUCCUUGUUAAUGACAUUGUCGGGGACGUGUUCUUUACACAAGUUUUUUAUACCCUGUAACAUAUUGAACAAACAUCCCUGGACACGCCAGUUGAUCAGCUGAUAAACAUGUAUGAGAUCACAACUAUGGGCUGGAUGUCAAACAAACAAUUGGUCCACUGAAACAACGAAAUAUCUGCUAGAUGAAGAGCAAUAAAGACAACAUUCCAACGAUUGUCGUGGAGAAACAAACCAGCAAGUCAUUCUUUCACAGUGUUCAAUGUUGUACCAGCUAUAUGUAGUAAUAGUGGAUAAAGUAAAUACAAUGAAGGCAUGCUCGACCAUUGUUGGUGCUGCGGGUUUGCAUGGGACAGCACAUUCCUUCCAAAAGCCCGCGUGAUCCACUGACAGAAAACAGUCGCCUCAGCAUCCUCAUUUUCAGAACAAUCCGACGAAUGAAUUUCACUUUUGUAUUAUGUCAAACCUUUAUUGUUCCCAUUUGUUAGCAGCAUCGUGUCCUACCAUGUGCUGGUCUACCUGCUCCUGGGUGACAUGAUGGUGCCUAGACGGUCUUGAACAGUGCUGCUUCUCUCUACGGAGUUUGUGUUCUGUCAGCCGGUGUUUGAAACGCCGAGUUUGUUUCAGAAUGUUUAUAUCUUAUCUACAUAUCAAUUUGGUCGACUGGCUCGACGAUCUUUAUACGUGGCCAUGUGUUUGUCGGUCAGUAUACCAUUACUAGAGUCUACAUGUGGGAGUGACUGUGUGGUCAGGUGCAGGGUGAAUGUGGCCGUCAUCCUUCCUACUUCUUCAGAUUACUAUUUGUGCAUGGACAUGGAGUAUUUAGUUGUGUCUCACGGUUGCUGGUGCUGCUGAUGUGCGCCAAAGAUGUAGGCAGCCAUUAGAGGCUUCAGUCUCAGCAGGGAUAUGUAUCAGUGGGUGAUGUCCCUUCAGCUCCAGAUGCAGCGCUACUGCUUCCGCGACGUAGCGCCUGGCAUUCCGCAAGACGUUGAUAUUCCACCUGACUGUAGCAUGUUGGACGAGAUACUAACAUACAGUAUACAGUGCAUAAAUAUAACAACCAGAAACAUCGCUUUAGAAAUCGUGUCUGUGAGAUCGGAAACUUGGAUAUUGUUUUUGUCGGAGUGUGAUCGGCAUUAGUCUCGGAUCCCAAUAAUUUAUUGUACCACGUGACUGUGUGUCCAACUGUGUUGGUUUUGUAACUAUAGGUACAUUGUGAUGACUCUGGAAAAAAAUGAAUAUUGUUUUCUUCAGAAUCAUUAUCUCAAUAUUUACUUACGGUAUGAAAUUUUAUAAAAAGCGCUUUUCUUUUAUUCAUUAAAAUCUUAAUGAAAUCAGUUGAAGGUUAUCAAAUAAUCAAAAGGUUGGACGAAAUAUGUUUGUGAUUCAAUAUUCCAGCUAUGUGACGGCGGUCUGUAAAUAAUCGAGUCUGGACCAGACAAUCCAGUGAUUGACAUCAUGACCACU
Haliotis rufescens (red abalone) is the source of this 3109-nucleotide messenger RNA. RefSeq lists its product as uncharacterized. Bases 623 to 1240 code for a protein of 205 amino acids. The record is from RefSeq and is a predicted model, not a curated record. Lineage: Eukaryota; Metazoa; Mollusca; Gastropoda; Lepetellida; Haliotidae. The transcript is spliced from 4 exons.